CAAUGAGGGGCAGACGUUUGUUGUGAGAUUUGUAUCCUAAUAUUUCGCAUUUCGUCGUUAAAUAUUUCUGUGUAAUGUAAUUAAAUUAGUUAGAUGAUCAAAUCUUUUAUAAUUUACAGUACGUAGAGAUUGUGUUCGAUUUUAGAAUUUAAAUGUAGACAUUUUAGGAUGUAUCUUAAACGUGUAUUGGUGCCUCUGUUCUGCCUUGGAUUAGAAGUUUUGACGCCGGUGGUCGCUGAUCAGGUUGAAAUUCGCGAAGUAGCCGCCGAUAAGGGUACUAACGUAACUAUACCUUGUGGUGAUCUACACGAAAACACUUCUAAUGUCCAGUGGGUGCACCGAGGCAACCGUACUCACCACACAGUGCUGAUGGACGGUGGUUUGCUCCUGAGGCAGGUGGGUGUAGAUGACGAAGGUCUAUACGAGUGCGGCGUUGAGAACGAGACGGCGUAUGUCGACAGAGUCAAUCUCACAGUCAGAACGGAACCCCCUCCAUUGGUGAAUGUAACGGUUCACGCGUCCACCAUCCUGGCGCUGAUCCUGUGGAACGUGGCUGGUGACGGCGGACACCCAAUUAUUGAUUUUACGGCGCAGUACCGUUCCGCCGCGCCCGUCAAUAACACGCUCGAGCCCUGGCGACCUAUCAGUCCUAAUCAUAUCAGUCCUAACUCGCGGCAAGUAGAUGUAUACCAUUUGGAACCUAACGCAUCGUACUGGUUCCGAGUGUGGGCGACUAACGCGCUGGGCCCCGGGCCGCCGGUCGAGGUGCUUGCCACCACGCUCUACAGCGACCAGGAAGCGGAGUUAUACAAACACUUCCUAGAGGGAGCUGAGAGCUUUGACACGCGCACUUGGCUGGCGGCCGUGUGCGUGGUUAUGGGCACGCUGGCAGUGCUCGCCGCCGGCACCUGCGCCGUGCUCUGCCGCGAGUGGCGCCGUCCCGAGUACGAGGAAGAUCAAGACAUUAUAGAAUUAGUGCCUAAUAUUAUCCUGAAUCCCGGCUUCAUGGAAACUGACCCUGUACGUCCGCGGGAAAGCUACGCGGCGUCCAUUAUCAAAUCGACAGAAUGCCCCGGUCCUGGCAAACCUAGGCGUGUCUGAUUUUCGUCUAUACUUAACCUUAGAAUAUUCUAUCUAUCCGAUCCAGGGUUUUUGUCAUGAUCGUAAUUUAACCUAAGAAAGGGGCUAACUAUAUCUCAGUUGAAACACAGAUCUUGAACAGAUAAAAAAUGUAUUACUUAAAAGCGCCUGUCAAAAAAUAAUACUUUUGAAAAUUCAGUCGUGCAUUUUACUAUUUCGCUUAAAAAUUGCGCAGAGGUAAAAUAAUAAAGGUUAGACAGUGUAUAUACUUUUGGCCCAAGGGUAAAGCAGAACAUAUCAAAAAAGGUACGUAAAAAUUAUUUUUACAAAAGCAUUGGGGCGAUAGAAUAUUCUUUAAGGUUUAAAUUUAAGAAAACACGACCGCGUGUUCAAUUGUACACCAAAUUGUGCUUCUCAAAAUGUUUCCAUUAUAAUUUUUAUCUGUUAUAUAUAUGCCGCUUUCUUUGUAAAAUUAUAAUAACAU
Papilio machaon (common yellow swallowtail) is the source of this 1564-nucleotide messenger RNA. RefSeq lists its product as uncharacterized. The record is from RefSeq and is a predicted model, not a curated record. The transcript is spliced from 7 exons. Lineage: Eukaryota; Metazoa; Arthropoda; Insecta; Lepidoptera; Papilionidae. The coding region runs from base 169 to 1101 and encodes 310 amino acids. Gene Ontology annotation, molecular function: protein binding.